AUGAAGACAGCCGUCGUUCUUGCUAUUAUCCCCUUCACACAGGCCCUCGUCGGUCUGAGCUGGAGCGUUUCCAACACUCCCUCCUAUGGUCUGAAGGACAUCACAUUUCCCAUCUCGAUGGCCAAUGCGCCUCAUGAGACAGGCUUCUAUUUCGCACAGCAAUUCUCCUUCAACGGUCUCUCUGAGGUCGGGUAUACCGGUCUGCAGCCCCGUCCCGAUGCCUCCGGUUCAAGCAUCGUCCACGCCGUUUUCUCCUCCUUCGUGGCCGGAACCACGAGCACCGACGAGAACUGCAGCGAUGGCGCAGACGGCGGUGCAGGUGUCAGCUGCGGUGUGGAAAUUUCAGCACCAUAUGCUCCACUCUAUGACCUCGUGGUCAAGAACACAGGCGGCACCACCUGGACGGCAACCCUGGUCGACACUGCGAGCGGCAAAUCGACACAUGUCGGGUCGUACACAUUGCCGAGUGGUGCUGGAGGAAUCAAAAGCAGCCAGGUUGGCUUCAUUGAGUAUUAUCCGUGGAACGCCGGGAGCCAUACCUGUGCCUCGCUCCCGUAUACCAAUGUGACGUUUGGAGCGCCUACGACGAACACUCCCGGGGCCGGAUUGGGUCAGUUGAACAAGCCAUACGAGUAUGGAGAUUGCGUUGGAAAGGUGAACUUUAAUGUUCGGACGACAGAUCAGGGAUAUCAGGUGUCUGUUGGCUUUUAG
Messenger RNA from Aspergillus viridinutans, 711 nucleotides. RefSeq lists its product as uncharacterized. Lineage: Eukaryota; Fungi; Ascomycota; Eurotiomycetes; Eurotiales; Aspergillaceae. The record is from RefSeq and is a predicted model, not a curated record. Bases 1 to 711 code for a protein of 236 amino acids. The transcript has a single exon.